Parasteatoda tepidariorum (common house spider) is the source of this 1658-nucleotide messenger RNA. It is a transcript of the gene pont, whose product is annotated as RuvB-like helicase pontin. Lineage: Eukaryota; Metazoa; Arthropoda; Arachnida; Araneae; Theridiidae. The record is from RefSeq and is a predicted model, not a curated record. Gene Ontology annotation, molecular function: ATP binding; ATP hydrolysis activity; ATP-dependent activity, acting on DNA.
UCGACAUUCCUACUGGAAUUCAGGUCUUUGUAUUUAGUCCUCUGAGGGACAUUAUUGAAAGAAAUAAGCAGCUGGAAACAGCUCUUUACAUAAUUUAACUGUAACUGGGCACUUAAUGCGUGUUUGUUCUAAUUUACGUUCUGUUUUAUUUACCGAUCAAAGAUGAAAAUUGAAGAAGUUCGUAGUACAACAAAAGCUCAACGUGUGGCAGCUCAUAGUCAUAUAAAAGGAUUGGGCCUUGAUGAUAAUGGCCAUGCUAUUGAUAUUGCUGCUGGUCUUGUUGGACAAGGAGGAGCCAGAGAAGCAGCAGGGAUUGUUGUUGACCUAAUAAAUUCUAAGAGAAUGGCUGGCCGUGCUCUUUUAAUGGCAGGCCCGCCUGGUACUGGAAAGACAGCAAUUGCUCUUGCUAUUGCUCAAGAACUGGGAUCCAAAGUUCCAUUUUGCCCAAUGGUGGGAAGUGAGGUGUAUUCCUCAGAAAUAAAGAAAACAGAAGUGCUCAUGGAGAAUUUCCGUCGUGCUAUUGGUUUAAGAAUUAAAGAAGUCAAAGAAAUUUAUGAAGGAGAAGUCACUGAGAUUAGUCCUGUUGAAAGUGAGAACCCACUUGGAGGGUAUGGAAAAACAACUACUCAUGUUGCUGUUGGAUUGAAAACAGCUAAAGGUUCUAAAAAACUAAAACUUGAUCCGACUGUUUUUGAGAGCAUACAGAAAGAAAAAGUUGUCGUAGGAGAUGUUAUUUACAUUGAGGCUAACAGUGGAGCUGUUAAGAGACAAGGGCGCUGUGAUGCUUAUGCAACAGAAUUUGACUUGGAGGCUGAAGAAUAUGUACCUCUUCCUAAAGGUGAUGUCCAUAAAAAGAAAGAAAUAGUACAAGAUGUGACUCUACAUGAUUUAGAUGUAGCAAAUGCCAGACCUCAAGGAGGCCAAGAUAUUUUAUCCAUAAUGAGCAUGUUAAUUAAACCUAAAAAAACAGAAAUCACAGAUAAAUUAAGGAAAGAAAUUAACAAAGUUGUUAAUAAAUAUAUUGAUCAAGGCAUAGCUGAAUUAGUACCUGGAGUUCUUUUUAUUGAUGAAGUUCACAUGCUUGAUAUUGAAUGUUUUACUUAUUUACAUAGAGCGUUGGAAUCUUCUAUUGCUCCCAUAGUCAUCUUUGCAACUAAUAGAGGCCGUUGUAAUAUAAGGGGUGCAGAGGAUAUAAUAUCACCUCAUGGUAUUCCUGUAGAUCUUCUGGAUAGACUUAUGAUUAUUCGUACCUUGCCCUAUUCAAGCUCAGAAAUGAUUCAGAUUCUUAAAAUUAGAGCAAAUGUUGAAGGCAUUACUAUCGAUGAAGAAUCACUAUGUACUUUGGGGGAGAUUGGACUGAAAACUACUCUAAGAUAUGCUGUGCAGUUAUUAACUCCAGCUAGUUUGUUGGCUAAAGUUAAUGGAAGAACAUCAGUUAAAAAGCAAGACAUAACAGAAAUAGGAUCCUUAUUUAAGGAUGCCAAGUCUUCUGCAAAACUUCUUAUUGAACAUAGUGACAAAUAUUUGAAAUGAUUUAUAUAUAUGUUCAAUGCAUUUGUUUAUUGCAUUCAUUCAUUAUUCAUACUAUGCAUUGCAUUUCUGUUGUAAAUUUCUCUGUUUUUCUUUAGUGUAUGUAAUAAAGAAAAGAUUUUAAAUAA